Cladocopium goreaui is the source of this 1188-nucleotide messenger RNA. The record is from the annotation of a GenBank genome assembly. Lineage: Eukaryota; Dinophyceae; Suessiales; Symbiodiniaceae.
AUGGGUAAACCUCAGAAGCGUCUUGGUAUUUUGACCAGUGGGGGCGACUGCCCCGGAUUGAACGCCGUGAUUCGCGGUGUCGUGAAGAGUGGACUCCAACUGGGCUACGACUGUGUGGGCUUCAUCAAGGGCUAUGAGGGCCUAGUCGACCCGGUAACGUACAUCCCCCUGAACCACAAAAAUACCGCCGGCAUUCUGAACCUGGGUGGCACUAUUCUGGGUUCGACGAACAAGGGCCGGUUCGCCGCCCGAAGUGGCGUGGACGAUACGGUAAGAAUCGACCCCGAAAUGAUGAAGGCCGCCCAACUCACGGUCGAGCAGCUAGGGCUGGACGGCUUGAUCUGCAUCGGUGGCGACGGGUCGCUGACGAUUGCUCAACAAUUUCACGAGUUUGGCAUCCCCGUGGUGGGUGUGCCCAAGACGAUCGAUAACGACCUACGGGCGACCGCUUACACGUUCGGAUUCGACAGUGCUGUGGCUUGUGCCACCGACGCGUUGGAUCGGCUGCAUACCACGGCAGCCUCGCACGAAAGAAUCAUGGUGAUGGAAGUGAUGGGCCGUCACGCCGGUCACAUCGCAUUGCAUUCCGGAAUAGCCGGCGGCGGUGAUGUGAUACUUAUCCCCGAGAUCAACUGGACGUUCGAGCACGUUUGCCAAAAGAUUCUCGAACGCGAAACCAAGGGCAAGAAGUUCACGUUAGUGGUUGUGGCCGAAGGAGCCAUGCUGCCCAACGAAGGACUUGUUUGCCAAGAGCGUCGUGGCGACGGAGCCAAGCAGGUUCGGCUCGGUGGCGUUGGAAACGUAGUCGCCGCCGAGAUCGAAUCUCGCCUGCAGCGAGAGACCCGUUGUGUGAUUCUCGGCCACUUGCAACGCGGUGGUCCUCCCACCACCUUCGACCGCGUGCUGGCCACCCAGUUCGGCGCACAUGCCGUGCGAUUGGUGCACGAGCGAAAGUUCGGCCAGAUGGUCUGCUUCCAACCGCCGAAUAUCGACGCGGUGCCGAUUGUAGAUGCGGUGAGUAAGCUACUGCAGGUCGAUCCCCAUGGGUCCGCCGUGCAGUCUGCCCGCGCAUUGGGAAUUAGCUUCGGCGACAGCCCAGCGGACGACAGCCCAUUCCGCCACAUUCGGGUUGAAGAACCCGAAAACGGUGAGCUGGCCGAAACUUCAGAGUUCCAACCCUCCGCCUAG